Molecule: messenger RNA, 1287 nt
Organism: Prorocentrum cordatum
Lineage: Eukaryota; Dinophyceae; Prorocentrales; Prorocentraceae
Source: the annotation of a GenBank genome assembly
AUGCCGUCCGAGAGGCUAGCUUUGGCGUGCCAGCUCGGCAUCCUGGUGGUGGAGCUCUGCGCCCCAUCAGUGGCAUCACUUGGCCCCCAGUGCAUCCCCGGCCAGCCUGGCUGGGCGCUUUGCAGUGCCUCCGACCUCCGGUCGCUUGUGGCAGCCACCGCCGCACCAUGGCUUGCGGACGUGCGAAAUGGCGCCACUGGCCGCCGCACCGGCUUCUUGCUGCAGAUCCUUCCUGCCGCGAUCGGGGCGAACGCCAGCCCCUUCGAGGGCAUCAACGAGGAAAAAGCAACCAUCUUCCAUCGAAAACGGUCGGUUGCGGCGUCGCCGCGACGGCACAGGAGGCGCCUCGAGUAUCCACAGGAGUGCGCGUGCACGGCCGGCCUCGGGGGGACCUCACCGCGGACGACGAGGCCGCUGCGCAGGAGGCUCUUGGAGUGGGUCUGGGAUGCAGUGGAGACCGAGGCGGCGGAGGGCACGGUGGAGUUGGCCGACGGCAGAAGUGCUCAGGCUGUCGCUGGGGCGCUCAACUGGCUUUCGGUCCGGACGAGGCCAGACAUCGCGCGCGCCGCAUCGAGGAUGUCAUCGCUCACGAAGCACUCCAAGGAGACGCACCAGCUGGCGAAGAAGGACGAGACCGACGUCACCUUCUACACGGACGCUAGCUUCGCGAGAGUCCAGGACCAGUUCGCAGGAAGGUGGUGUUCGGCCGUGUGGGCGGAGCCGCACUUCGGGAGCGUAGACGUCUCGGACAUCCCGUGCGCUUCUGCGUCUUCUGGCCGCCGCCUCCCAGCUCACCGGACGCCGGGGCGCGCACGGCGGCGCUGCGCAGGGCGAGGCCCGCCCGCUCCCGCGGGGCCCCGGCCUCGGCGGAUCUGCCCGGGGGACGGCGCGGCCCUCGGCGCCGCGAACCUCACCACGGGCGCGGACUUCCCGGCCGUGGACGCGGACGAGGAGCUCCUGCAGCUGGGGAGGGUGAGGGAGUAUUUAGACAACCACACUUUUGAGGCGAACCAGCACCUGUACGAGGAGGCCUUCGAGGCACUGCAGAGGCUGAGCGAGCUGAAGGCGCAAGAUAUCUUCGCGUUCCGUGAGACGUGGACGGACCUCGACACUGAGCUGUUGCGGGGGCUCGACGAAGGCGCCGACGGCUUCGUGCCCGGCGGCGAGCUGACCACCGAGGCCUUCGCGGCGCGGCUGCCCAGCAUCGAGGACGACGGGAAGGGGACCUCCCUGUCGGAGGCCAAGAGGUUGACACCAGCACCCAUAUUGGACGCGUGCCUCCACUGA